Messenger RNA from Lithohypha guttulata, 369 nucleotides. RefSeq lists its product as uncharacterized. The record is from RefSeq and is a predicted model, not a curated record. The coding region runs from base 1 to 369 and encodes 122 amino acids. NCBI's taxonomy places the organism in Eukaryota, Fungi, Ascomycota, Eurotiomycetes, Chaetothyriales, Trichomeriaceae. The transcript is spliced from 2 exons.
AUGGCAGCGAGCAAGGAAUGGCACGAAGCCUACCCUAAUCCUCGCAACCAAUCGCCUGAUGCUAUCAGUCGGCAAGCUUUGCUCGAACGCCUACGAAAAGGCCAAAAACCUGGCGUGGACUUUUUGCUCGUGGAUCUCCGAAAAGCAGACCAUCAGAUGACUCGGCAAUUAAUUCGUGUUCAUGCAGGCUCGUCCCAACAUCGCGGUAGUCGGGCUGCUGGGUGGUUUGACGAUUUGAUCAAGGACCGCCAGGUGGCUGAUGUUCAGAGCUUCAUAUUACGUGAUGGUAUCGCUGGCUGGGCUCGCGCAGGAGAUGAGUACACUCAAAUGAUGGACGAAUACGAUGCCGAAACCUGGACUAGCAAAUAG